AUGCCGCGAUGCUCCGAUGCUGCUCGCUGCCCACGCACGUGCCGGAGUAAUUGUGUAAGUGUGACCCACGCAAAAACGUAUAAAAACGCAAGCUUGCUGCCUCUCUCUCCUUCCAACACUCACCCGCUCUACUACUACCACCCCAAAACCUUUUACGAACUACCAUGCGUUUCGCCACCGUCUUCACCAUCCUCGCCGCCCUUGUCGCCGGUGCCACCGCCGUCCACGUUCAGGAGGGUCGCUGCUACCCCGACUACUGCCACUGCGGCGAGUCCAGCUGCUCCCCCGACAGCCCUGCGUGCUGCGCCAACGGCAGCUGCCCCUGCUAGACGUCGACCGUCUCGCACACCGAAGACCGGAGAUCGGGUGUGGAGUCUUAUGUGUGGUCGCUGUUCAUGUACCGCGGAGUGGACUCGGAAAACUACAAUGCUAUUCGCUUCAGUGUUGGCAAUUUUGGGGCACGUCUAA
Molecule: messenger RNA, 468 nt
Organism: Mycena indigotica
Lineage: Eukaryota; Fungi; Basidiomycota; Agaricomycetes; Agaricales; Mycenaceae
Exons: 2
Coding region: 1-468 (155 amino acids)
Source: RefSeq, a predicted model, not a curated record